AUGGCCUGCUGUAAAAGCAUGUCUGAAGAAAAUGUUAAGGUUCUCUCAAAUAUCAGCACUCUAUGGAGCUCUGCAGUGUCACUCAACCGAUACGACCAAUCAGAUAGCAUCCCUCCUCAGAUUUUCAGCUUCAGUGGAGCAGCCACAUCUGACUGUUUCCUGGAAGAGGAACCUCAUCAGGAUCUGCUGUCUGACCUUUACCAGAGCCUUCAGUUAGAGGAGAAUGCAGCAUGUGGCUCAGGGGCCUCAGCAAGGAUGGGUGAGCCAGGCAGCUCCCUCCUCACCCCUGUGUGCAGCUCCACACAACUUCUGAUCCUUGGUAAAUUGUGUACCUCCAGCACAUCUUGCAACACACAGACCAGCUCUGCUCCUUGUGAUACUAACCAAGAAAGCUUCCUCAAAGCCCAUUCAAAGACAGAUGAAGCCUGCGAUCAGAACACCUCAUAUCAUUGCAAAAUGGGCAGCUGGUGGAAGCAGGAUAUGGAAACCCGCAGAGCAUCCUUUAGACUCUCAGCUUCCACAGAGCCUGGAGCAGCUAUCAAAUCAGAUAAGAGGCCUUCUCUUAUACUAAAUCAACCAUAUUCCUAUAGUCUGGUCACUGCCAAGCAAAAAGCAGACAGCAGAGAUGGCACACAGGCAGACAAAGUGGAGCUCGCAGGUUGGACGGUUUCACAGGGUGCCAUAAGGAGUGGAAGAAGGAAAGGAAAACGAGUGAAGAGAACAUAAUACAAAGGCCGGACUGAAAUGAAUGAGAAACAUAACUUUCUAUCAGCGAUGAUCCAGAGAUAUGUUUGGUUUUUGAUUUGGUUUAACUCAUAAUCUCAUAAUGAACUUACCGGUCAUAAUACAGACAUGAUCAUCAGCAAGAAGACUUUUCACUUUGAUGUGAGGUAUCCACUCUACAUCAAACAUCUGUUCA
Molecule: messenger RNA, 919 nt
Organism: Scomber japonicus (chub mackerel)
Lineage: Eukaryota; Metazoa; Chordata; Actinopteri; Scombriformes; Scombridae
Exons: 4
Coding region: 1-726 (241 amino acids)
Source: RefSeq, a predicted model, not a curated record